GCAGCUCCCGCGCGUGCGCACUACGCCUCUCUAACGCGAACUGGCAGCGCUUACAGAGAACAGCGGCAGACUGGCGGCCUUAGAGGGAGCGGAGGAGACCGGUCAGCCUGAGACGCCGGAGGACGAUGAGGACGAAGAGGAGGCGCUGCCGCACUCCGAGGCUGUGGACAUGUUCCAGGAGGGUCUCGCCAUGGUGGUGCAGGACCCGCUACUCUGCGAUCUACCGAUCCAAGUUACUUUGGAAGAGGUCAAUUCCCAAAUAGCACUAGAAUAUGGCCAAGCAAUGACAGUCCGAGUAUGCAAGAUGGAUGGAGAAGUGAUGCCUGUGGUUGUAGUGCAGAAUGCCACGGUCCUGGACCUGAAGAAGGCCAUCCAGAGAUAUGUGCAGCUCAAGCAGGAGCGUGAAGGGGGUGUUCAGCACAUCAGCUGGUCUUAUGUGUGGAGGACAUACCAUCUGACCUCUGCAGGAGAGAAGCUCACAGAAGACAAGAAGAAGCUCCGAGAUUAUGGUAUCCGGAAUCGGGAUGAGGUUUCCUUCAUCAAAAAGCUGAGGCAAAAGUGAACCUCCAGAUAAGGACAACUCUACACACUGGUGGUCGAGCUUUUUUCAGAAGGAUGAUGCUCUCAAGUUGUCCCUCUUUUACAGAAAGGAUGUUGAGGGACCUCAGCCCAGGUGUGGCCACCUGGGAUUGUCAGCAUGAACCCUGCAGCCCUGAGGACUAGGACAGGAUGAGCCAGCAUUCCCUUCCUGUCUAUCUGGCCUAAGCCUGACCUCUCCUUGGGCCCAAGUACCCCAACCACACAGCCAAUCCUACAGACUGUGGGCGUGGCUCUGUGUACAGAAUAAAUCUGUUUGCUGCUUAGUCUGAAAAGUCAAAAAGCCACAGUACCCUGUGUAGGAGAGACUAGGCCUCCCUAUCAUGGUGGGAAGAGGAGAUAAUUGACGCAGGUAUGUUCUAAACUCCAGGUGUGUCACAUCUGAGCUGUGGCCACACCACUCCCCAAAUCACAUGAUUCUGUUACCAUGAUCUCCACAGCAUGGAGGAAACACUAGCAGAGCAGCUGUCUUUCUUUUUAUCCUGUGAGGAAACAAGGGCAUGCAUCCCAGAGCCACAAUGGGAACGACGGUGUGGCACAGCCAUGGUGGGUACUCUAGCCUCAGCCCACAGGGUUCAUGUACAGCAGUGCCUUCAAGUUCAGUGAAAGGGAUGUAGCACAGGAUGGAAACUGGAGCUGCUGGGGUGAGGGGAGUACUUCCCAGUUGGAGGGGUACAUGAUAGCAUGUCCCUUGGGCCUUGCCCCAGCAUUGGUAAGGAAUGGGGAGCAAG
Molecule: messenger RNA, 1328 nt
Organism: Nycticebus coucang (slow loris)
Lineage: Eukaryota; Metazoa; Chordata; Mammalia; Primates; Lorisidae
Gene: SNRNP25
Product: small nuclear ribonucleoprotein U11/U12 subunit 25
Exons: 5
Coding region: 170-562 (130 amino acids)
Biological process (GO): mRNA splicing, via spliceosome
Cellular component (GO): U12-type spliceosomal complex
Source: RefSeq, a predicted model, not a curated record